This is a messenger RNA of Terrapene triunguis (Three-toed box turtle), 2832 nucleotides long. RefSeq names its product mitochondrial ribosome recycling factor (gene MRRF). The record is from RefSeq and is a predicted model, not a curated record. NCBI's taxonomy places the organism in Eukaryota, Metazoa, Chordata, Testudines, Emydidae. The transcript is spliced from 7 exons. Bases 160 to 957 code for a protein of 265 amino acids. Gene Ontology annotation, biological process: translation. Gene Ontology annotation, molecular function: ribosomal large subunit binding. Gene Ontology annotation, cellular component: mitochondrion.
UAAGCAGUGCCAGAUGGUCAGAUUUGUACACUUUACAGCAGAGGUAGGGUUUAAUUAAGGAUUUUUAAAAGGCUAAGGAGGCAACGUAUAAGGCCUACAUCACCUGAGUAUCUGAGCAUCUCAGAGGUGGCUGCAUUUCAGUGGCGAAUGAAAGAGUAGAUGUAUGCCAUGGCCAUGGCAUUAAGGUGUCUCCGUCAGCUACCUCCCCUGCUUCAUCAUUCUCUCUCAGGACUAGUAAGGCCACCCCUGCAAGUACCUUUGAGGCAUACAGCUCUGAUGCUGAAUGGCUGCAGGCAGUGUGUGGUCCACCAGACAAUGCUGACCAGACAUCUAGCUACCAAGAAAGCCAAAGCUAAAGGUAAAGGAGAGACCCAAGCCAGAGUGAAUAUCAAUGCUGCCUUAGUUGAAGAUAUUAUCAGUCUAGGGGAGGUAAAUGGUGAAAUGCAGGCAGUGGUGGAAGUCCUUAAGGAAGAAUUUGGGAAAAAUCUCAAUAUAAGAACCUCACCAGGCGCUCUUGAUCAUAUAACUGUGACAACAAAAGAUGGAAAGUUUCCAUUAAACCAGCUUGGACAAAUCUCGCUGAAAUCUCCUCAGCUCAUUCUAGUAAAUAUGGCUAGUUUUCCAGAGAAUACAGCUGCAGCUAUCAAGGCUAUAAGGGAGAGUGGAAUGAACCUGAACCCGGAAGUAGAUGGGAUAAUAAUUCGGGUGCCAGUUCCUAAGGUAACAAGAGAACACCGUGAAAGCCUGGCCAAACUCGCCAAACAGCUUACGAACAAGGCUAAGGACUCCUUGCGAAAGGUCCGGAGUAACGCUGUGAACCACGUGAAGAAGGCCAAGAGCACAGUGUCUGAAGACACCAUUAAGCUGGUAGAAAAGCAGAUCCAGCAAAUGGCAGACGACACUGCAGCAGAGAUGGACAGGCUCCUGGCAGGGAAGACCAAGGAGCUCCUCGGCUGAGUGCAGCUUGGACAGACACACAGUCAGCAGUGACUAUGGACUGCAGACAACCGCAGACCAAAUGUUCCAUGCUUGGCCGUAGCUGCUUAGUGUGACUGGCAGGGUGGACUGGGUCCUACCUCACGAGUAGAGUUAUGCUGUGAUUACUCAGGGAAUUGGCCCAUGAUGAGUGUUGGGGGUGGGGGAAUCUAGUCUGUAUUUCAUCGAUUCAAGCAAUGACAACUGAAUUUGGAUAAAAUAAGGUUAAGAGGAACUGAGGAAUGGCUCUUAGUUGUCAACCUUCACCAUGGCAGCAGCCUCUCCCUGCCAAUGGCAUUAAAGCACUGAGCGGUGGGGUGCUCAGAUUAGUGAAUGUUUGUCCCCUUUGCAGAUCUCUUUCUUACACUUCCUGCCAUGAAAUUCCCACUUAGGGCCUGUCUACACUAGGGUCAGUUUCUCUGGUGUAACUAUAUCAGUGUUGCUAACCAGGUAUAGACAGGGCCUUCAAGUCAAUAGCAGCAAGCAGGGCCACCCGGCCAUUCUGCAGGUGUCUCCCCCAGGCGGCUUGGCUGAAACUCAUGCAUUGGACAAGGGCACUGCAUAGAUUUGUCCCAAUGGAACAGGAGUGCUCAAAAAAACAGGGCUUUCACUAGCUAGAGUCCAGCCACACUGAGCAGAAGGUUGGUCUCGCAGGAUCCUCCUUUCAGAGAAGGCCCCGUGUACCUCUCAAUUCUGAAGGCUCUGCCUAGAGCCUUCCCAGGCUCCUUUGGGUUCCAGCUACCCCUAACCAUAAUGCUGGGGGAAGAAAGGGAAGCGAUCAAGGGAAACUCACAUGUUCAUUGCCCUGCUGUGAACCAGGUCAUUUGUUUUCAGCUAAAAUAAAAUCAAACAGAGAUGUUAAAAAACAGACCAGGCAGUUCCCUGUCACUCCAUCCCCUUCCCUUUGCAGGAGAGUUUACGUACCGCUCGCCUGCAGCCUGGCCCCUGUUCACGCAAAGGCUCCCAGCACGGUGUGUCAGACGGGUUGCAGCACACCUGGCAGGGCAGCCCAAAUCUCCUAGUGGCCGAAUGAGGCUGCGGUUACGUCUAGCAAAGCCACAACGCUCAAUGGCUUGCGUGAGGCACAUUGAUGGGCUCAGGCCAGUCCGCAGUGGACCAGUGUGCAUAUCAGGUGCAGGUUGCGGGGGGAACAGCGCGGUGAGCCUCAUGUUUGUUGGCACCCUUAGCAGAGAGGCCAAGGAGACUGGAUGACUCUGUACCCGUUCAGGCGUAGAGAGAGCCACGCUGGGAGGGGUGGGGCAGGGAGGAUGGUAUUUCUGUUGCCCAGGCUGUAGCGGUUUCAUGGAUACAGAGAAGAUUUGAAACUCCCGAGCUGUCAAUCCAGCAGCUUUGGCCAGCACUAAACUCACCUAACGAGAACUCGAAAGCACAGCGCUAGACGCCUCCUGAAAGCCACAUUCCGCCCCCCCCCACCCUCUCCCCGACUGCAGGAUCUCAGUUUCCAAUGGGAAUCAUGUGCACGGUUUGGGGCACCGGGGGAGCAGAACUUGCUCUAAGUGCUGGAUGCUUUGUAGCAGCUUCCUGCCCCUCACUAUCGGCAGGUACGUCCCAAGAACACAGUUUAUCUUCAUAAACAGAGGAAAUGAUGAAUUGGGGAGUAACCCUGCUCCAAAGGCCAUUCGGUUCUAAGCAGCGCCGAGUUCUCUGUAGUCUUUAAAUAAACAACCAAAAAAAAAAAAAAAAAGAAAGUUAUUUUGUGCACAGAGCAGGGGGCGGGGGCGGGAAUGAAAGAUUUUCUAUACUUGGGCCCCACAUGUCAACAAUUUCUCUGCUUUGUGUAUUUUGGCCGAAAGCGUCUAUCAUGAUAAAUGAAUAAAGGAAAAUGGUAAGCCCAAG